Molecule: messenger RNA, 2649 nt
Organism: Dictyostelium purpureum
Lineage: Eukaryota; Evosea; Eumycetozoa; Dictyosteliales; Dictyosteliaceae
Exons: 3
Coding region: 545-2470 (641 amino acids)
Molecular function (GO): RNA binding
Source: RefSeq, a predicted model, not a curated record
AUAAAUUAAUUAAUUUUGUUAUGUCAAUUUGACAACAUUUUUUUUCCCAAAAAAAAAAAAAAAAAAAAAAAGAUAAAGAGAAAGAAAGAUAAUAAUAAAGAUAAUAGUAAAGAUAAAUAAUAAUAAUAAUAAUAAUAAUAAUAAUAAUAAUAAUAGAAAUAAGAUAAUACUAAUAAUAAUUAUAUUUAAUUAAAAAAAAAUAAAAAAUAAUUAAAAACUUAUAACAACUCUUUAUUUAAACAGUUUAAUAAUAUUGUGGUAAACUAUAUUUAGGAAAUAAUAUAUAAAAUUGUAUUUAUAUAUCACCAGUAUCUUCCCACAAUAAAUUUAAAUUAUUUAUAAUAUAAUAUUAUUGCCAAUUUUAUAAAUAGUUUUUUUUUUUAAUAUAUACCUAAUAACAAUAUAACAACUUGUACAAAAUAAUAACAAAAAAAAAAAAAAAAAAAUUUCAAAAAUAUUAUAUUAUAUUAUAUUAUAUUAUUAUUUAUAAGCAAUCUUUACAUUUCAAUCUAAUCAUUAUCAAUAUAAUAUAUUUUUUGUAAAUAUGAACGAUAUUGCGCUUUCUUCGAAUUUAAUUGAUAGAACAUCAAGCACCAUCUAUGUUAGUAACAUUAGACACUCAACACCAAUUAAUUCAAUUUUCAAUAUUUUCUCAAAAUUUGGACCUUUAGAAAGAUGUGAAAUUCCCGAAAACAAAUUUGGAAAGACUAGAGGUUUCGCUUUUAUUGAAUUUGAAAACAAAAUGAAUGCUUACUCUGCAUUUGAAGAACUCUCCAAACAAGAAAUACUUUUAGAUGGAAGAGUUUUAAAAUUAGAAUGGGCAAGAGCGACUAAAUUAUAUAAAGAGGAUAUUCAAAAUCUCUCAUCCGAAUCAAAAGAAAAAAUUAUGGGAGCUUUUUCAAGAAAUCAUAACUUCGACUCUAGAUAUUCAAAGAAAGGAAAUACUAGAAAAAUUUCUUCAAAAGUUGUUAAUAAUGGCACUCCUAAUAAUAUAAAUAAUAAUAACAACAAUACUAAUAAUAAUAACGGCUUACAAUCUAAUAAUAUCAACACCAAUACAAAUAUUAUUAAUAAUAAUAUUAAACCGAUAUCUUCUCCAUCAUUCUCAAGCAGUCCUUCAAUAGGAAAUAAUAAUAAUACAAUAAUUAACAAUUCUCCAACAUCGAUAUCAAAUAGCAAUAGUUAUUUAAAUGGAAUUGUUAAUAAUAGUAACUUCGAAUUAAAUAAUAGCAAUAACAUUACCAAUUUAAAUGGCUCAAGUAAUGGUAUUCAGCUACCACAACAAUCUCAACAACCACAAUCACCACAGCAAUUAACUCCAAAAAAGAAAACCUUUAUUAAAAAAGAUCAAAACGAAACAUCACCAAUUUUAAAUAAUAGCACUCUUUAUAAUAAUGGUUUUAUGCAACAACAAACAUCUCCACAUCAUCACUUGUCUCAAUCUCAACCACACUUACCAACCUCUCCACAACAAAGCAUGAAUGGCGGUUCCCCAUCACAAACAUCAUCCAAUAUGAAAAAAUUAAAUAACUCAACUGUAAAUUUAAAUGUUAAUUCUUAUCACCACCAUAAUCAUCAAUCUCCAAAUGGUAUUGGUAACCAUCAAUUUGUCUCUACCAAUAAUCAUCAUCAUCACCAUCAUCAGCAGCAACAGCAACAACAACAACAACAAACCAACAACCCAUUAUUACCAAUACCAGGUUUAUCUAAAAGUUUAAACGGUAUUGGUUCGACUUCAUAUCUCGAUAGUAAUAGCAUUCCAAUUAUUGAUCAUAAUCAACACAAUCAAAUUUCAAAUUAUGGCGCUUACUUUGGAAUCCCGAACUUUAAUCAAUCAUUUGACUUUAAUUUAUCUUUUAAUCAAACAUUAAACAACCUCUCCAACCUCGACCUUCAUUCAAGAAUCAUCUUACCUAAUGACCAAAGCAAUACUGUCAAUCACGACGGAAGUCCAAGUAUAAGUGGUGGAAGUAGCUUAAUAGGUAAUGUUAGUAAUAGUCCAAGUAAAAUGACCACCAAAACUACUAUUAAUACAUCACCAUUAUCAUCAUCAACAUUGUCAUUACAUCAAUCACACAACAACAACAACAACAAGAACAUUAUCUCUGCCAAUUUAGUUUCGAAUUCUAAUGGUGCUAUACCAACAAAUGGUGGUAGUCCUAACUCAUCAUCACCAGCGACCAGCGAUCUCAAUACAAUGGGUAAAAUUGCUCCAUCAAUAUCGAACCAACCUAUUCAAAAUGGAUUUUUCAACAAUAACGACGAAUACCUUACCGAAUUGAACGCUUCCUUGCACUCAAUACACAAUGGAAAUAUUUCGAAUUUUUCUUCAUCAUCAUCAUACCCAAAUCAUCAUUAUUUUGCAAGUAGUCAAGAUCCAAUUUUUAUUUCAUCCCCACCAGGCAUCAAUACCACUUUUUCACAUUUUUCACCAAUUUCAAGCUUUAAUAAUAAUCCAUUUUUUAAAUAAUAAUAAUCAAAUGUAUUAUAUUUAUAAAAACCCAAUAUAAAAAAAAAAAAAAAAAAAAAAAAAAAAAAGGUUUAAGCUUUUUUUUUUCCAACUUCAAUUGAAAAGUGAUCAACUAUAUUUUUAUAAAUAUAGAAAUCAUAUGUAUAAUGAUGAUAAAAGAAUAUUCAAAUUUUUUAAAC